Molecule: messenger RNA, 501 nt
Organism: Lathyrus sativus (Indian pea)
Lineage: Eukaryota; Viridiplantae; Streptophyta; Magnoliopsida; Fabales; Fabaceae
Source: the annotation of a GenBank genome assembly
AUGAGUGAACAAUUGGGGGUGCUAAAAGUCAUAGUUGUGCAAGGAAGAAGAUUGGUGAUUAGGGACUUCAAGACAAGUGAUCCUUAUGUUGUGCUCAAACUAGGCAAUCAGACUGCAAAGACCAAGGUCAUUAAUAGCUGCUUGAAUCCUGUCUGGAAUGAAGAGCUGAAUUUCACUUUGACAGAACCCUUGGGAGUUCUCAAUUUGGAAGUAUUUGAUAAAGAUCUUUUGAAAGCUGAUGACAAGAUGGGAAAUGCAUUUAUCAACCUUCAACCAUUAGUCUCCGCAGCAAGAUUAAGAGAUAUUUUAAAAGUCUCUUCCGGCGAGACAACGUUACGAAAGGUUAUACCUGAUACUGAUAACUGUCUUGUACGCGAAAGCAGUAUCAAUUGCGUUAAUGGCGCGGUUGUGCAAAAUGUUUGGUUAAGGCUUCGUGAAGUCGAAUCCGGGGAACUAGAAUUGACACUCAAGUUAACCAAACCUGUCGCUCCUUCAAAAUAG